AUGAGCCUAAUAUACAACCAUAGCUGCCGGGCACCAAGGAGCGAAAUAGUUAUUUUUCCUGUCCUUACGUCCUUUCGGAAUUCGGGGUCUUCUAAUGGCCGAGUCGGACAGACAGGACGUGUCAUUUUUCCAUUUAGCCUCCAGCUCUGUCUACUGGUUUCCUCGGCGGCAUUCGCCCUCUGUCCUCUCCCCUCUUCUCUCCUUUUCUACCGGCUCUACAGGUGGUCGAAAUUGGACUCUCCGGUGGCCGCUCCUUUUACAAAAUCGCCCGCGAGGCAAAACAACCGAGUCCACAUUCUUUGA
Protopolystoma xenopodis is the source of this 303-nucleotide messenger RNA. The record is from the annotation of a GenBank genome assembly. NCBI's taxonomy places the organism in Eukaryota, Metazoa, Platyhelminthes, Monogenea, Polystomatidea, Polystomatidae.